This is a messenger RNA of Mus caroli (Ryukyu mouse), 4605 nucleotides long. It is a transcript of the gene Egfr, whose product is annotated as epidermal growth factor receptor. Gene Ontology annotation, biological process: positive regulation of epithelial cell proliferation; neurogenesis; positive regulation of kinase activity. Gene Ontology annotation, cellular component: signaling receptor complex; plasma membrane; basal plasma membrane. The record is from RefSeq and is a predicted model, not a curated record. NCBI's taxonomy places the organism in Eukaryota, Metazoa, Chordata, Mammalia, Rodentia, Muridae. Gene Ontology annotation, molecular function: epidermal growth factor binding; ATP binding; epidermal growth factor receptor activity.
AUUCACCACUGCAGUGGGAGGAGAAAGGUCUACUGAGCAGGGAUGAUGAGCAUCUUUGGCUGGCCCACUCAUGCCUUUGGCAUGAAGGAAUCUUGUCUAGACUAGUUCUAGUUUUCCUUUUCUCAGAGGACUUUGCCCACUUCUGGGACAGGCCAGGUCCAAAGUGCAAUGUGGAAGAACAAGAGCUCAAGACCUGGGAGGUGACCUGUCCCCAACUACCUCUAAUUAUAUAGAGGUGGGCGUGUCUUCUGAAGUACUCUCUGUUGCCACUGGGAAAGCAAGACUCAAAUCUACCUCUCCUGGCAGAAAGUUCAUCUCGGAUAUACCCACUAACUUGGGCUAGAAAUGGUCACUUCUACAUAGUUCUCAACCCUGAUGGAAGGAAGGCAGGAGGUCAUUCUGAAAAAUCUGCCAAGGCACAAGUAACAGGCUCACCCAACUGGGCACUUUUGAAGACCACUUUCUGAGCCUGCAGAGGAUGUACAACAACUGUGAAGUGGUCCUUGGGAACUUGGAAAUUACCUAUGUGCAAAAGAAUUACGACCUUUCCUUCUUAAAGACCAUCCAGGAGGUGGCCGGCUAUGUCCUCAUUGCCCUCAACACCGUGGAGAGAAUCCCUUUGGAGAACCUGCAGAUCAUCAGGGGAAAUGCUCUUUAUGAAAACACCUAUGCCUUAGCCAUCCUGUCCAACUAUGGGACAAACAGAACUGGGCUUAGGGAACUGCCCAUGCGGAACUUACAGGAAAUCCUGAUUGGUGCUGUGCGAUUCAGCAACAACCCCAUCCUCUGCAAUAUGGACUCUAUCCAGUGGAGGGACAUCGUCCAAAACGUCUUUCUGAGCAACAUGUCAAUGGACUUACAGAGCCAUCCGAGCAGUUGCCCCAAAUGUGAUCCAAGCUGUCCCAAUGGAAGCUGCUGGGGAGGAGGAGAGGAGAACUGCCAGAAAUUGACCAAAAUCAUCUGUGCCCAGCAAUGUUCCCAUCGUUGUCGUGGCAGGUCCCCCAGUGACUGCUGCCACAACCAAUGUGCCGCGGGGUGUACGGGUCCCCGAGAGAGUGACUGUCUGGUCUGCCAAAAGUUCCAAGAUGAGGCCACAUGCAAAGACACCUGCCCACCACUCAUGCUGUACAACCCCACCACCUAUCAGAUGGAUGUCAACCCUGAAGGGAAGUACAGCUUUGGUGCCACGUGUGUGAAGAAGUGCCCCCGAAACUAUGUGGUGACAGAUCAUGGCUCAUGUGUCCGAGCCUGUGGGCCUGACUACUAUGAAGUGGAAGAAGAUGGCAUCCGCAAGUGUAAAAAAUGUGAUGGGCCCUGUCGCAAAGUUUGUAAUGGCAUAGGCAUUGGUGAAUUUAAAGACACACUCUCCAUAAAUGCUACAAACAUCAAACACUUCAAAUACUGCACUGCCAUCAGCGGGGACCUUCACAUUCUGCCAGUGGCCUUUAAGGGGGAUUCUUUCACGCGCACUCCUCCUCUGGACCCACGAGAACUAGAAAUUCUAAAAACCGUAAAGGAAAUAACAGGCUUUUUGCUGAUUCAGGCCUGGCCUGAAAACUGGACUGACCUCCAUGCUUUCGAGAACCUAGAAAUAAUACGUGGCAGAACAAAGCAACAUGGUCAGUUUUCUUUGGCGGUUGUUGGCCUGAACAUCACAUCACUGGGGCUGCGUUCCCUCAAGGAGAUCAGUGAUGGGGAUGUGAUCGUUUCUGGAAACCGAAAUUUGUGCUACGCAAACACAAUAAACUGGAAAAAACUCUUCGGGACACCCAAUCAGAAAACCAAAAUCAUGAACAACAGAGCUGAGAAAGACUGCAAGGCCAUGAACCACGUCUGCAAUCCUUUAUGCUCCUCAGAAGGCUGCUGGGGCCCUGAGCCCAGGGACUGUGUCUCCUGCCAGAAUGUGAGCAGAGGCAGGGAGUGCGUGGAGAAAUGCAACAUCCUGGAGGGGGAACCAAGGGAGUUUGUGGAAAAUUCUGAAUGCAUCCAGUGUCAUCCAGAAUGUCUACCCCAAACCAUGAACAUCACCUGUACAGGCAGGGGGCCAGACAACUGCAUCCAGUGUGCCCACUACAUUGAUGGCCCACAUUGUGUCAAGACCUGCCCAGCUGGCAUCAUGGGGGAGAACAACACUCUAGUCUGGAAGUAUGCAGAUGCCAAUAAUGUCUGCCACCUAUGCCAUGCCAACUGUACCUAUGGAUGUGCUGGGCCAGGCCUUCAAGGAUGUGAAGUAUGGCCAUCUGGGCCAAAGAUACCAUCUAUUGCCACUGGGAUUGUGGGUGGCCUCCUCUUCAUAGUGGUGGUGGCCCUUGGAAUCGGCCUAUUCAUGCGAAGGCGUCACAUUGUUCGAAAGCGUACACUACGCCGCCUGCUUCAAGAGAGAGAGCUCGUGGAACCUCUCACACCCAGCGGAGAAGCUCCAAACCAAGCCCACUUGAGGAUAUUAAAGGAAACAGAAUUCAAAAAGAUCAAAGUUCUGGGUUCGGGAGCAUUUGGCACAGUGUAUAAGGGUCUCUGGAUCCCAGAAGGCGAGAAAGUAAAAAUCCCAGUGGCCAUCAAGGAGUUAAGAGAAGCCACAUCUCCAAAAGCCAACAAAGAAAUCCUUGACGAAGCCUAUGUGAUGGCUAGUGUGGACAACCCUCAUGUAUGCCGCCUCCUGGGCAUCUGUCUGACCUCCACUGUCCAGCUCAUUACACAGCUCAUGCCCUACGGUUGCCUCCUGGACUAUGUCCGAGAACACAAGGACAACAUUGGCUCCCAGUACCUCCUCAACUGGUGUGUGCAGAUUGCAAAGGGCAUGAACUACCUGGAAGAUCGGCGUUUGGUGCACCGUGACUUGGCAGCCAGGAAUGUACUGGUGAAGACACCACAGCAUGUCAAGAUCACAGAUUUUGGGCUGGCCAAACUGCUUGGUGCUGAAGAGAAAGAAUAUCAUGCAGAGGGGGGCAAAGUGCCUAUCAAGUGGAUGGCUUUGGAAUCAAUUUUACACAGAAUUUAUACACACCAAAGCGAUGUCUGGAGCUAUGGUGUCACCGUGUGGGAACUGAUGACCUUUGGGUCCAAGCCUUAUGAUGGAAUACCAGCAAGUGACAUCUCAUCCAUCCUAGAGAAAGGAGAACGCCUUCCACAGCCACCUAUCUGCACCAUUGAUGUCUACAUGAUCAUGGUCAAGUGCUGGAUGAUAGAUGCUGACAGCCGCCCAAAGUUCCGAGAGUUGAUUCUUGAAUUCUCCAAAAUGGCCCGAGACCCACAACGCUACCUUGUUAUCCAGGGGGAUGAAAGAAUGCACUUGCCAAGCCCUACAGACUCCAACUUUUACCGAGCCCUGAUGGAUGAAGAGGACAUGGAGGAUGUAGUUGAUGCUGAUGAGUAUCUUAUCCCACAGCAAGGCUUCUUCAACAGCCCGUCCACAUCCAGGACUCCCCUCUUGAGUUCUCUGAGUGCAACUAGCAACAAUUCCACUGUGGCUUGCAUUAAUAGAAAUGGGAGCUGCCGUGUCAAAGAAGACACCUUCUUGCAGCGGUACAGCUCCGACCCCACAGGUGUUGUAACAGAGGACAACAUAGAUGAUGCAUUCCUCCCUGUACCUGAAUAUAUAAACCAAUCUGUUCCCAAGAGGCCAGCAGGCUCUGUGCAGAACCCUGUCUAUCACAAUCAGCCCCUGCAUCCAGCUCCUGGAAGAGACCUGCAUUAUCAAAAUCCCCACAGCAAUGCCGUGGGCAACCCUGAGUAUCUCAACACUGCCCAGCCUACCUGUCUCAGUAGUGGGUUUAACAGCCCUGCACUCUGGAUCCAGAAAGGCAGCCACCAAAUGAGCCUAGACAACCCUGACUACCAGCAGGACUUCUUCCCCAAGGAAACCAAGCCAAAUGGCAUCUUUAAGGGCCCCACAGCUGAAAAUGCAGAGUACCUACGGGUGGCACCUCCAAGCAGUGAGUUUAUUGGAGCAUGACAAGAAGGGGCAUCAUACCAGCUAUAAAAUGUCUGGACUUUCUAGAAUCCCAGGACCAAGCCAUGGCAGCACCUCCACUUCUGGCAGCCAUGCCCACGCUGUGUCAAAUGUCAAACACUCAGACUGGCUUUAAAGCAUAACUCUGAUGGGCUUUGUCACUGAGCCAAGAAGUGGGCCCCUCUCCUGAUGCACUUUGGGAAGUUGAAGGUACAUCAAUUGAUCUUCGAACUGUGAAGAUUCCACAAAAAAGGUAUCCAUCGAGAACAUUGUCCAUUGGAACAGAAGUUUACCUCAUGGUGAGGUACAUAUGGGAAAAAACAGACAUAUGGAGCUUAUUGUUUAGGGAACUUUGGGAUUCUUGUCUUUCUUGAUUUGAUUGAUGCACUCUUGUAGUCUGGUACACAGAGUCGCCUGGAGCCAACUGACCAGACAGUUGGUUCCACCAGCUCUGCAUCAAGACACUUCCGUGGCAAGACACUAAAUGUAUAAGAAGUCCAUGGAUGCCCUGAGCAGGCCACACUUGUACAGCAUUAAACCAUGGCAGAUACAAUAGGAUAAGCCACUUUGUUACUUACUGGGGCUGGGAGAAGAGGAAUGACGGGGUAGAAUUUUCCCUCGGACUUACUUUUUAUAUAAAUAUGUCCCUGGCACUU